AUGGCCCAAUCUUCGGUCCCCGACGAGCGGCCCGCGGAGUUGCCAGCGGAUUCUCAUCGACCGUCGCGGGCGCAAGAUCAUCUGCGCCCAUUCCCACCGGCCGCCGCAACUCCGAUAGCCCACCGCGGGCCCGGGACGACACCAGACCAGAACGGAUCGACGAAUGGACACGCGAGCAAGACCACCGGUGACACAGGCGAGAACUACGAGGAGAUUCCUCCCCUUCCAGAGGUCAUCGCGCGCAUCCACACUCGUGUCCAAGCCUUCCUCGCCGAGACACACCCACCUGAUUCCCUCUUAGCCUCGGUUCAACAGCAGACACGCACCUCGCUCGAAGUGGUCGCAUCGGCCUUGACCCGGUACAAGCUCUCAGAGCUAUCUCUUUCCUACAAUGGCGGCAAAGACUGCCUCGUCCUCUUGGUCCUAUUUCUAGCAGGCCUUCAUCCGUACAGCAGCCACGUUCAAGACCACACCACACAACCAUCGCAAAGCGGAGGCACAGUUUCCAAAGAGAAGCUUUCCAACCCCGUCAUCCCAUCUAUAUAUGCCCUUCCACCGGAUCCUUUCCCAGCCGUCGAAGAUUUCGUUAUCACCUCCGCUCAAGCUUACCACCUCGCAAUAACAAAAUACACCACCGAACCACCGCGCACAACCCUCCGCUCCAGCUUCGAAGACUACCUCUCCCGCCACCCCGGUAUUCGAGCCAUUUUCGUUGGAACCCGGCGUACCGACCCGCACGGGGCACGGCUGACGCACUUCGACCGGACGGACUCCGGCUGGCCCGAUUUCAUGCGCAUUCACCCCGUCAUCGACUGGCACUAUGCCGAGAUCUGGGCAUUCAUUCGGCAUCUCGGACUAGAAUAUUGCUCGCUCUAUGAUAUGGGAUAUACCAGCCUGGGCGGGACGUCGGACACGCAUCCAAACCCGCGUUUGCAGGUGGAGAGAUCCGGCAGCGAUGGCCAGUAUCUCCCCGCCUAUGAAUUGACCGAGGAUUUGGAGGAGAGACUGGGUAGGAAAUGA
Messenger RNA from Penicillium argentinense, 1020 nucleotides. Its product is annotated as FAD synthase. Bases 1 to 1020 code for a protein of 339 amino acids. The transcript has a single exon. Gene Ontology annotation, biological process: FAD biosynthetic process. The record is from RefSeq and is a predicted model, not a curated record. Lineage: Eukaryota; Fungi; Ascomycota; Eurotiomycetes; Eurotiales; Aspergillaceae. Gene Ontology annotation, molecular function: FMN adenylyltransferase activity.